Messenger RNA from Trichechus manatus latirostris (Florida manatee), 2375 nucleotides. It is a transcript of the gene DHFR, whose product is annotated as dihydrofolate reductase. Gene Ontology annotation, biological process: tetrahydrofolate biosynthetic process; folic acid metabolic process; dihydrofolate metabolic process. The coding region runs from base 179 to 748 and encodes 189 amino acids. Gene Ontology annotation, cellular component: mitochondrion. Lineage: Eukaryota; Metazoa; Chordata; Mammalia; Sirenia; Trichechidae. The transcript is spliced from 7 exons. Gene Ontology annotation, molecular function: NADP binding; dihydrofolate reductase activity. The record is from RefSeq and is a predicted model, not a curated record.
CUGCCUUCUGGGGUGCAACCGUGCGGGAGGACGUGGACUUCAGGCUUCCUGUAGACUGGAAGAAUCUGCUCAAAACCGCCUGCCUUUCAGGGGCUGGACCGGCGGCACCAGCAUCACCAGAGCUUUGCCGGGAAUCCAGGUGUCCGGAGCGAGAUCGGAGGUGUUUACUGUUGCUGUCAUGGUUCGUCGGCUAAACUGCAUCGUCGCUGUGUCCCAGAACAUGGGCAUCGGCAAGAACGGAGACCUACCCUGGCCCCCGCUCAGGAAUGAAUUCAAGUAUUUCCAAAGAAUGACGACGACCACAACCUCUUCAGAAGAAGGUAAACAGAAUUUGGUGAUUAUGGGUAGGAAGACCUGGUUCUCCAUUCCUGAGAAGAAUAGACCUUUGAAAGAUAGAAUUAAUUUAGUUCUCAGUAGAGAACUCAAGGAACCCCCACAAGGAGCUCAUUUUCUUGCCAAAAGUCUGGAUGAUGCCUUAAAACUUAUUGAACAACCAGAAUUGGAAAAUAAAGUGGACAUGGUUUGGAUAGUAGGAGGCAGUUCUGUUUACAAGGAAGCCAUGAACCACCCAGGCCAUCUUAGACUGUUCGUGACAAGGAUCAUGCAGGAAUUUGAAAGCGACACAUUUUUUCCUGAAAUUGAUUUCAAGAAAUAUAAACUUCUUCCAGAAUACCCAGGUGUUCUUUCUGAUGUCCAGGAAGAGAAAGGCAUUAAGUACAAAUUUGAAGUAUAUGAAAAGAAUGAUUAAUAUGAAGGCAUUUUCUGAUUUAUUUCAAAUUGUUCUCUUCCUCUCCAAAAAAUUAUGUAUUUUAACAUUAGAAAAAAAGACUAUUGACUUUAGAUCUGUGGAUGAUUUUUUCUAAGAAGCUUUUCUUUUGUUUGUUGGUUUUUCUUUCAUCACUCCUAAUGGACUAUAUCAGACACCAUUUGUGAAACAUCUCUUGCCAUAACUACUAAGUGUAGUGAAAACCAUCAAGGGCCAGGACUGGCUGUAUACCUGCCUAGGGUGGCAUACCUACAAAGACAGCCAAAGUAAGAGAGUCCCCUGGGAGCAUGAAAUGAAAUCAGGGCCCAUAGAGAUAGAGCGAGACAGAUUAAACAAAAUGGUGGGAAUCCAUUACAAACAGAAGAACAGCAACUUAGAUUUUAAAUGAAAAUUAUAUCAAAAUAGGGACUGUGAAUUAUUCUGAGUAAAUCAUACUUCUGAUAAAAGUUCUGUUCACCCGGACAGGGUAUGAGUGAGUUGAGAACUCCAGUAUAUUCAGUAGGGACGGUAAAAAGGCAGGUAGAAGACUAACGUUUUGAUGGUAAAAAAGAGAAGAAAACGUCUGAGACCUUUAAAAAUUCUGUUUUUGAUCUUCGAUGAAAUUCCACGGGAUAUCACAAUGAGAGAACAAGAAUAGACUGCUCUCUUUUCAAAAAAACAAAAAGGAAUCUAAUAGCAAGCAUAAUGGCUAAAAUUAAAAAUUCAAAGAAGUAAUGAAUUAAGAAUGGAUAUUGCUAGAAACCAGAAUUUAAGUUAGAAAAUAAACUUCACAAAAUGAAAAUUAAAAUAUUUUUUACCCAUUAUGUUGGCAAAGAUUAAUUAUUAUGAUAUCCAAAGAAAUAGCUUUUUUCUGUAUUGUAAAUUAUUACAACCAUUUUAAAGUAUAAAUUAACAAUAUCAAAAUUCAAAAUGUUCUGGUUUUGAACUCGGAAAUUCCACUUCUAGAAAUUAAUUUUGAACCAAGAGAUGAGCUCAAGAAUAUGUAUUGCAGCAUUUUUUAAAGCUUGGAAACAGCCCAAAUGUUGAUCAAUAAAUGAUCAACCUAUAUAUAUAAUUUAAUAUUCUACAGCAGCUAAAAAGAGUGAGAUACUGACAGAAAAAUGCCAAAGAUUGCUAAGUGAAAGAAGCAAAUUGUGUACAGUACCCAGAAUUUUUAAUAAAUAUUAGUAUGUGUAGAAAAAAUAUGUAGUGCUGGUUGACAGUAGUGAUGUUGGAGAUGUUAUUUUCCUCAUUGGGUAUUUUUAUUAUGAUUAGCAUUUGUGAAACUUUAUUUUCAUGGAAAAAGAAUUAUUUAAGAUAAUAAAUUGGGCCCUUAUGUUCAGCAGUAAAAAUUAGGAUGCAGAACAUCAGGAGUGAAGAGUACUUUCCUAAAAUCUCCUAUAGCAGUGGGAAAAAAAGCAGGUCACACAAAGAAAUAGGAAUCAAUGGACUGCAUAGGAUUUACAAACCACAAGAAAACAGUAGUGCUAUCUGCCAUGAAUAUAACCAGAAAUAUUAUCCAGAAUUUAUAGAACUCGACACUCAACUGGCCAAUAAAUAUAUGAAGAGAUGUAUAUUCCCACUAGUGUUUGUUGUUUUUUGUUAGGUGCCAUCAAGUCAGUUCCGACUC